Molecule: messenger RNA, 93 nt
Organism: Colletotrichum truncatum
Lineage: Eukaryota; Fungi; Ascomycota; Sordariomycetes; Glomerellales; Glomerellaceae
Source: RefSeq, a predicted model, not a curated record
AUGCGGUCCGCCCCCCAAAGCCAAGGACCCCUCACACUCAUCCAACCUCAUCCAUCAUGGCCGCACUGCGGGGUUCGCCGUCCCGGUCUAUAA